AUGUCUAAGAAAUAUUGCUGUGUGCCCGGAUGUGCAGGCAGUGAAAGACCAUCAACAAUACCGAAGUUUACUUUUAGUGCACACAGUUGUAUGAAGGAUGUUCACAAUAUUGAGAAACAUAAUAAACCUUCAACAUCUAAAGCUUCUUGUGGACUCUUUGGUAUGGAUAUUGAUGAUGAAGCCAUGGAGAUGGUGCAAAGUACGGCUUCAAUCUCUGAAAAGUUUGUUAGUAAAGAAAAUAUGAGGCACUAUGAUGAUGCACAGAUGGAAAUUUCAGACUUAUUCUCUGAAAGGCCUUGUUCAUCAACAGUGCCCGUUUUAAAGGAUAAUGGUAAUAUUGAUGUAUCAAAAAAAUCUUCAGGUCUUUCAACAAAACAUUCAUUAGCAAAAACAGGUAAUUUAACUAAAUAUUUUUCAUGUACUUUGUAGUUUGUACAAACAUCCAUCAUGGUUAUUAACACCUUUAAUCUCUAAUAAAUGUCAAAUUUGUACCUUUAAUGUUGUUUUAAACUAAAUGACAUUUAAAAGGAUGUUUGUGCAACUGGCUGUGUCUACUAAAAGUAUUAUUGCAUCAUUUUUAAUAUACAUUAUGCAAUAUUAUAUACAAAUUAUGCAUUUCAAGUUUCAUUAAUAGUACUGUAA
Diatraea saccharalis (sugarcane borer) is the source of this 642-nucleotide messenger RNA. The record is from the annotation of a GenBank genome assembly. NCBI's taxonomy places the organism in Eukaryota, Metazoa, Arthropoda, Insecta, Lepidoptera, Crambidae.